This is a messenger RNA of Ilyonectria robusta, 2489 nucleotides long. RefSeq lists its product as uncharacterized. Gene Ontology annotation, biological process: transcription by RNA polymerase III. The record is from RefSeq and is a predicted model, not a curated record. The annotation marks the transcript as partial. Gene Ontology annotation, molecular function: protein binding. Gene Ontology annotation, cellular component: transcription factor TFIIIC complex. The transcript has 5 exons. Lineage: Eukaryota; Fungi; Ascomycota; Sordariomycetes; Hypocreales; Nectriaceae.
CACGGAACCUCUUACUCUCACGUUCAAUCGCCCACGCUCAUUCUUGCGCUGUGCCCAUGCCCACACUCAUAUGCUGACAUAUUAUUCUUCAUGGAUUCGUUGAGAAGCGUCGAAGUUAUUGACAGGCACGAUGGCGAGGCAUCAGACGCAGACUCCGAUUUGGAGGAGCUGGAGGGCGACAUCGCUAAGUUUGAUGAAUCUGUGCGGGAGUUUCUAGCCUCGCAGCGAGAUGAGACUGGCCAAUCCCGCGAAGCCCGCAGCGCUCCUCGUGGACGGGGAACGCGCGGACCUCGUAAAGCAGCCAAGCCUCGAGGUGAUAUCACGGCCCGCCUGUCCAAGGUGAACCAGGCCUUUCUUGGCGGGGAUUAUCCACUAGCUUUGGACCUGGUGUUCGAGGUUAUCAGGAUCAACGCCGAAACACAUCAAGCCUGGACGACCUUGUCUUCCAUCUUCCGAGAGCAGGGUGAUUUGAGUAAGGCGUUGUCCGCGAUGGUGUACGCUGCGCAUCUCCGCCCUAAAGAUGUCAGCGGGUGGCUUCAAUGUGCGUCUUUUGCCCUCGACACGAUGGAGAGCGAUGAGGCCGAAUACCUCCACACGGCCAGACUAUGUUAUUCAGCUGCCUUGCGGGCUGAUCACACCAAUCUCGAUGCCAGGCUCGGCAAGGCCAUGGUAUGCCACAAACAAGGCCACCUUUCUGCCGCAAUUGCCGAAUACAAGAUCGUUUUGAAGCAUCGGCCUUUUGACCUCGAAAUUGUUCGGAAACUAGCCGAGGCCUGUGUUGACAACAAGCAUGCCGAGGCAGCUGUCCCCGCCGCUGUUGCAGCCUAUGAGCGAUUCUUCGAGCACGAGAGAGUGAUCGUUGCCCGCGACUUGAACAACGCCCCGUGGCAUGAUGUCGGGAUCUACGUGGAACUCUUUGCCUCUACUGGCCGCUACCUAGAUGCUAUUGGACAGUUGAAGUCGCUGUCGCGCUGGUUCCUGGGGCGUGGGGCCGAGGGCUUCUGGGACAGCUGGCAAACAGACGACCGUGAGUGGGAUGGAGACGAUGAGAGGCGUGCAGUCGUUUCAGAGUUUGAGGUUGGGUCCUACGACUCUUGCCUUUACGGCCAAGGACUGCCACACGACUUACGAGCCCGACUAGCCAUUUACAGAUUUCGGGUCGGAGAUGACCUUGAGGCAAUGAGACACCUGUGGUGGUUUGACCCGUCAGCGGAACCCACAAGGGACUUCGCCGCUGAUUUCCCAUUUCUUGCAUUCGAUGUCGCAGAAGAGCUAGGUCAUCGUGGUCAAACUUCCUUAGCCAUCAAGUAUUACGAAAUUCUGCGGGAUCUCCCCGGAGAUGUGGAUGCUAUGGUGUUGUUGCAGUUGGGGCGAUGCCAUUUCGCCAACGGAGAACACGCGACCGCUGAAGAAUACUUUUUGGCGGCGAUUGACGCCGAUGAGGACAGUAUAGAUGCCCGCAUUGAGCUUGCCAAUAUGUACGAAAAGGCUCGGGAAGAGGAGGAGGCUCUGAUUCUAGCAGCUGAGGCGAUGGCUCUACGAGAGGCUCGCGAUCAGGAUCAUGAGCAGGGCCAAAAUUUGGGUGGUCAAUCCAUUCCCUACUCUUUUGCCCAAGCAGAGAACCGAGUUCCGCGCCGCAGAGGAAUUGGCACACGGGGCUCAGACCAACCUUCAGGCAAGAGAGUUCUCCUGCGGCGAUACAGACCAAAACGACUAGCAGGUCCAGAUAAACGUCGGCAAGACGAGCAGACCCGCGCUGUAAAGUUGUCUCAGCAGUACGAAAUUGUUCGGAAUCUUCGGCAACAGAUCAAGGCUGGUCGGAAUGAUCUCAUUUCCGAAUGGAUGGAAUCCUCGAAGGAGUUGGUUGAUGAUUUUCGAUCGUUGAAGAAGUUCUAUACGUGGGAGAAGUAUCUGAACUUUCUUGGGCCGAAGAGCUCGCUGGAAGAUCCUAAACCUCGUCACGCAAAGACCGAACUUUCGCAAAUGUAUGAGAGGCUAGCACGAACCAUCGCCCCCCCUACUGGGCCCGAUGGUCCAGAACCGGGGGCAUCCGAGCUGGAUAAUCACCAAGGAAUCUCGUUUGACAACUGGUUGGACUUGUUCCUAGAUUAUGCCAUCGGGUUGGCCACGACCCACCGCCGAGAUGAAGCGUAUCAAGUCUGUGAGGCAGCCAGGGACUCAACUGCGUUUCAGGCACCAGAACACGGCUUCAUCAUUCAUGUUGCCUGGACGGUAUGUGCCAUCUACAUGAAUGAUGAAGAGAAGUGUGUGGCUACCGCUCGACAAUUGAUGAGAGAUGGGGGAAUGUCGGAUUCGUACAGAAUGUUCGCUUUGCUUUCGAGUCUCUGCCAGUCUCCAGUCUCAUGGUACACGUCAGGUCCGGCCCAGAAGUACAUUCUUCGCCAGAUAAAGGCCAUGGAUGAUUCCCACGAAGCAAACAGAGCCAGUGGGGGAACGAGCGAGCCCAGUAGCACUUCAAGUGGACCGAC